This is a messenger RNA of Pipistrellus nathusii (Nathusius's pipistrelle), 1239 nucleotides long. NCBI's taxonomy places the organism in Eukaryota, Metazoa, Chordata, Mammalia, Chiroptera, Vespertilionidae. The record is from the annotation of a GenBank genome assembly.
AUGGAGCUGUCUGCCGUGGGCGAGCGGGUCUUCGCGGCCGAAUCCAUCAUCAAGCGGCGGAUCAGGAAGGGGCGCAUCGAGUACCUGGUGAAAUGGAAGGGGUGGGCCAUCAAGUACAGCACCUGGGAGCCCGAGGAGAACAUCCUGGACGCGAGGCUCAUCGCCGCCUUCGAGCAGAAGGAGAGGGAGCGUGAGCUGUACGGGCCCAAGAAGAGGGGACCCAAGCCCAAAACUUUCCUCCUGAAGGCGCGGGCCCAGGCCGAGGCCCUCCGCAUCAGCGAUGUGCACUUCCCCGUCAAGCCGAGCGCCAGCGCCUCCUCGCCCAAGCUGCACUCCAGCGCCGCCGUGCACCGGCUCAAGAAGGACAUCCGCCGCUGCCACCGCAUGUCCCGCCGGCCGCUGCCCCGCCCGGACCCCCAGGGCGGCAGCCCGGGCCUGCGCCCGCCCAUCUCGCCCUUCUCCGAGACCGUGCGCAUCAUCAACCGCAAGGUGAAGCCGCGGGAGCCCAAGCGGAACCGCAUCAUCCUGAACCUGAAGGUCAUCGACAAGGGCGCCGGCGGGGGGGGCGCCGGGCAGGGGGCCGGCAACCUGGCCCGCCCCAAAGUGCCCUCCCGGAACCGCGUCAUCGGCAAGAGCAAGAAGUUCAGCGAGAGCAUCCUGCGCACGCAGAUCCGCCACAUGAAGCUGGGCGCCCUGGCGCUGUACAAGCCGCCCGCGCCCGGCGCCCUGCCCGCCCCGCCCGGCAAGGCCGACCCGGCCGCCCCCGCCCCGGGGCUGCUCCUGGCGGCCCCCGCCGCCUCCUACGAUGCCCGCAGCUCCAGCUCCUCCGGAUGCCCCUCGCCCGCACCACAGUCCUCCUCCGACCCCGACGACGCGCCCCCCAAACUGCUCCCCGAGACCGUGAGCCCAUCUGCCCCCGACUGGCACGAGCCCGAGGUGCUCGACCUGUCCAUCUCUCCCGAGGCGGCAGCCGCCGGCAAGCGGGCCCCCCCCAGCGCCCCUCCGUGUGCGGGCCAGGAGCCGGCCCCCGCCCCCGAGCCCGCGGGCGCCGCCGAGCCGGAGGCCGGGGACUGGCGCCCCGAGAUGUCGCCCUGCUCCAACGUGGUCGUCACUGACGUCACCAGCAACCUCCUGACCGUCACCAUCAAGGAGUUCUGCAACCCCGAGGAUUUCGAGAAGGUGGCCGCCGGGGUGGCAGGCUCUGCCGGUGGGGGCGGCAGCGGCGGGCUGAGCAAGUGA